Molecule: messenger RNA, 855 nt
Organism: Penicillium oxalicum
Lineage: Eukaryota; Fungi; Ascomycota; Eurotiomycetes; Eurotiales; Aspergillaceae
Product: DUF3431 domain-containing protein
Exons: 3
Coding region: 1-855 (284 amino acids)
Source: RefSeq, a predicted model, not a curated record
AUGUGGAGGUCCAAAUUGCCGUUUAGACUUCAUGCCAAGUGGGCCAUUGUUGGCGGCGUGGUGAUGGUGAUUCUGCAAAUCUUGUAUUUUCUCCAUCGAAACCACGCUCUGCCCGGACAAGCCGCCUCGUUCCAUCGGCAAGAGAUCGUCUACAAGCUGUCGACCCUCACCGACGCGUACACAUCUACCGCCCGCAAUGCCAGCGUGGGUCUGGUUCUGGCCUCGAUUCAUACGGAUGAUCUAACAUGGCUGUUGGAUUACUGCUCCGAAAGUGACAGUAUCCCCUUUGUGUUUUCCACCGAACAACCGCCGCGACAGAACCUCCUCGAGCCUGCGACAUGGCGCGGCCGCGAAGCCGCCGCGUACUUGUCCUACAUUGUCCGGUUUUACGAUCGCCUCCCCGCCUACUCCAUCUUCGUCCACGCCUUCGCCGAACAAUGGCACAAUGAUCUCUUCGGCCCCAACACGAUCAACACCCUGCGCAACAUCCGCUUCCAGGCUGUCGACGCACACGGCUACGUCAACCUUCGCUGCCAACAUAAUCCCGGCUGUCCAAUGGCCGUCAACCCGAACAGCCCGAGCGCCAGCGACCUUCAAAAUAACGAUAUCCGCGCCAAAUUUGCCCAGGCAUACCAGCAGUUAUUUGCCGUGAAUGCCGACCAAGUGCCCGACACCAUUGGGAACGUUUGUUGUGGACAAUUUGCCGUGUCGCGUGAUCGGAUCCGCGCGCGACCCAAGGAAGACUAUGAGCGGAUUCUCGAGUGGAUGGCCACGACGGAACUGACGGAUAAUUUCGGCGUGGGUUGGGUGAUGGAGAAGGUGUGGCAUAUCGUGUUUGGAAUGGAACCUGUCUAG